CAUUGAUAAGGAAUGCCGAACUGUUGCACUCAAUUAAUCCCGCACUUUUGUGACUUGCAGCUUGUGCAUUGCUGUUGUUGUGCGUUAGUUUUUCACAGCUCAUCAAACGUGUAACUCCUAACUCCCAAGCAAAAACAAAAAAAAAAUUAGAAAAACCGUUAGUUGAACGAAUAUUGUAGAGUUAUGCCAGUGCUCAAGUGGGGUAUCGCCGCCGCAAGUCGUAUAACACACGACUUCGUCAACGCUUUGUCCACCAUCGAGGAUGGUCAGCACACCGUAGUAGCCGUAGCCGAUGUGGAAAUGACGCGUGCUUGCGAUUUCGCCAAACGUCAUGAAAUACCGAGGCAUUACGAUGGUUUCGACGCCCUCUCACUGGACGCAGACGUCGAUGUGGUCUAUGUGGGCACAUUGAACCCCUAUCGCUAUCGUGUGGUGCGUCUAAUGUUGGAACGCGGCAAGCCGGUGUUGUGUGAGAAACCGUUAUGUUUGAGUUUGCGUCAAGCCGAGGAGCUCUAUCGUGUGGCCAAGGAGCGUAAUGUGUUCCUCAUGGAAGGCAUGUGGUCACGUUGCUUUCCCAGCUAUGCACGUCUGCAUGAGCUCCUGCUGUCCGAUUGCAUUGGCGAAGUAACACAUAUACAAGUGCAGCACGGAUGUCAUGCAUUUGUGGAGCGCCCACUCGGUUGUACCAUCACACUGGAUCUUGGUCUGUAUGCGCUGCAAUUGGGGCAGUUCAUCUACAAUUGUGCGCCGGCAAGCAUUAAGUGUAAUGCUCAUCUGAAUAGCGAUGGUGUCGAUGUGGAAUGUGAAUUCAUUUUGGAUUAUGGACAAAAUCGCAAAUUGGCCGCAUUCAUUUCGGGUUUGGAGCAUCUAGAAAACUGCGCUAAACUGUUGGGCACCAAGGGUGAAAUCAAGUUAAACAACUACUGGUGCUGCACAUCGUUAACGAAACCGAAUAAUGCCACCGAAACUUGGCAAUUGCCGAGUACAAAAUAUGAAUUCAAUUACACCAACGCUUGUGGUCUACGCUACGAGGCCGAGGAAGUGCGCCGCUGCAUAGAGAAACGUUUGCUGGAAUGUCCGUUAUUCACGCAUGCGCAAAGUCUCGAGUUAUUGCAAAUCGCUGAGGAGAUGCGCAGGCAAAGUGGCGUAAACUAUGAUGAUAUAAUAUGUCUGGGCUUGUAAGUGAAAAUUCUUAAAAAUUAAUUUUGGAAAUUUUGGAGAUUUUUGCUACAAAGCUCGUAGAAUAGAUGCUGUGGUGAAUUUCGAUAAACGCUAAACUUUUUGGGAAUCUCUUGAAUUUAGGUUUUUUCUAUAUUUUAAUGUUCAAUUGAUUUGUGUAGCAAUUUAAUUUGACCGUUAUGUGUACUUUCUGUAGUCAUUUACAUAAAGUAGUGCUAAUAUUUAGUAACUUUUUUAUUAAUUAGUUUUAUAUGCUUUUUAUUUUAUUUUUUAUUUAAAUUUUUGUUUAAGUUUGAUUCUCCAAAGGCUUAAAUUAACUACGUAAAUUGCUAGUUUUUAUCAGUAAUCGUGUUUGCU
This is a messenger RNA of Zeugodacus cucurbitae (melon fly), 1536 nucleotides long. RefSeq names its product trans-1,2-dihydrobenzene-1,2-diol dehydrogenase. Gene Ontology annotation, molecular function: nucleotide binding. The coding region runs from base 184 to 1182 and encodes 332 amino acids. The record is from RefSeq and is a predicted model, not a curated record. The transcript has 3 exons. NCBI's taxonomy places the organism in Eukaryota, Metazoa, Arthropoda, Insecta, Diptera, Tephritidae.